This is a messenger RNA of Xyrichtys novacula (pearly razorfish), 44125 nucleotides long. The record is from the annotation of a GenBank genome assembly. Lineage: Eukaryota; Metazoa; Chordata; Actinopteri; Labriformes; Labridae.
CCCGUUUGGAUCAGCUGGCUGCGCCUCUUCAGCUUGUUGCCACAAUAUGCAACCUGAGGCUCGCCGGCGUGGAAAUGACGUGUGACUCCGCAAGUUUUGGCGAGCCCAUAAAGGAUGGACUGUCCUCUCACAGCCGCACUUUGACGAGAGAAAGAGCGACUCUCUCAUCAGAGAGUGAGUGGGACCACAAGUGACCGGUGAGACACAGAUGCAUACCAGUCCCUCGGUUUGGAGGAGCAAAACAACAAAACCGUGACACUUUCAUCCACCAGAGGCAAACAUUUGGAGGACGAAAUAAGCGACCACCCUCUCUCUAUCUCCAUCUGUGAAAACGGAGCCACUCAGGGGACAUACAAAUGUGAGCGACGCGCACGGAUAAGACUCAGGUGCAGAGAAACCAAACUGGCGGCGCACUUAGGAUGCAGAAGUCACCAGUGGAAGAUGCGAACUUCCUCUCCAAAUUUUUCUUCUGGUAGGACAUGUCUUUUCUUCUCUGAGUAGUCUUUCAUUUGAAGGUGCUUGUGUUGCCUCCAGAUUGCAAGGUGCAGGCGCAGCUCUCAUUCCCUUGCAAGAUCAUUUGAGGGCAGAUCAUCUUCCUAUUUGACCUCACCGCUUUAGGGUGAUAUUUUUAGUGAUCAACAUGUGCUUUUCUCGCUCUGAUCUUCGAGAAAAUGUUUUUUUUGUGAGCACCAUGAGAUAGGCAAGGAGAUUGUAGUGAAAUCAAAGAGAGAUUUAGUUCUCAAACGAGCUGUAAGAGAUCAUAAAAACUUUGGAUAUAAAGUUCAGAUGAGAUUCAGCGCAAGAAGUGCAGAGUGAAGCCGGUGCUGCUGGAGCUAUACUGCGUGCGUAAAAUGCGCACUUGGCUGUUUGAAACUGUGCGCGAAAUGUGAUGAAUGUUGAGUUGAGGUGACUUCUAGAACUUGCUGUGAGGUGGACUGAGGACGCUCUUGAAAGUCAUGCAAUUUUUUAAAGAGUAUGGCAUUUCAAGUAGGCUACAACAUUUUGUUAAUGUUUGCCUAUCAAACAAAACCAGGCAAAACCAAGCAACCGACAUAGAUGCCUUUUCAUCAUCAUUAUUUUUACCUUAUAGAUUCCUGUCAUUUUAACUGUAACAGUAAUAAUCAAAUCUCAACCUUUUUGCUCAUAAAAUCAAAAAUUCAAACCUUUUCUUAAAAUACAUAAACAAACAAAAGAUUUAUUUUUGAUACCUGGCACUUCUACUGAUCGUCACACUGCAGGGUAAACUGAGACUGGGAUCAGGAUGUUGCAGCUUAUUUCUUGAUGUUUUGACCUUUUCUGGUCUUUUAAAAUUGGUCCCCCACUGUUUUUAUUUAUCCAUAUACAUGUACAGAAAAAGUCAAACUUUUCUUUUCUUUAAAUUUUCAAUGUCUGACAUGGAAAUUUCAUUCUUGACAUUUCAACAUCAUUCUACGAUGUCUUGAUCUUAAUAUUAUGACUUUUUCUUGACCCUAUGUUCUGAUUUGUUUUCAUUUGCCUUCAUGUUUCUGUACAGCUGGUUAUUUAUAUGGGUGUUAUAGCGUAACCAUGGUGAUCAUAAACCUAUGAUAUUUGCAAGAUUAUUCUUUACGGUGUAGUUUGGCAGGGUAUUGCAUCACAGUGGUUUAUAGCCUUCAGCCUGCAUAAUUUCACUAACACUUGAUAUUCUUAACCAAAAUGAAAAAUCUCUCUCUAUUCUGCAUUAGUGCUCUCGUCUCACACUAAUUAGAGGUCCUGAGCUUUAAUUAUAAAGAAAUAGGCAGAUGAUGUAAACUUCUGUUUGUCACCCAGCUGGGAUGGUCCUACUCUCUAUGUAGUCACACAUAGAAAAAGAAAACAUCUGACUUGAUGUAUCUACCCCGUCAUUAGUCUGACUGUGACACCUUAGAGAUCAUCUGUUGUACAACAACUCACAUGAGUUUAUAUUAGAGGCUCUUGACUCGUCAAUGUUUCAUUUUAUGCCACAGUGUUUAUCCUCUUAGUACACAAUAAUGUAUAAAGUAUCUCAUGCAGUAAGUGCGUAUUUGGUAUAGUUCAUUUCUGGUGUUUCAAUGGUCUUUGAAUCUACUGUAUGUGAAUUAGCACAAAGAGAUUUCAGUGGCAGAGUUUGGACUUGUUGGACUCCUCCUGUCCUCACAUUUAUUCUGUGCGCUUCAAACACCUGUUACCCAUCUCUCAGUCUGAUCUUUAUUCUUUGCAGGUGGACAUCACCGCUGCUGAGGAAGGGCUUCAGAAAGAAGCUACAGCUCUCAGAUGUAUAUAAGGCUCCAGCUAAUGAUUUGGCGGACAACCUCUCAGAGAGGCUCGAAAGGUUUGUCCAGAUUAAAUUUACCACCAUGACUUAUGCAAAUGUUGUUUUUGUAGUCUUUAUAUCCCAGCAGCACACUGUUUACUGACUGUCAUACGCAAGUCCAGGUUUUGUGAGAUCUGGAAUUUGCCAGGUUAAGAGUGUGGAUGACUGCUUGUUCCUACGGACACUAAAAUAUCAGACUCCACCAUCAUGUGGAAGUGAUUCAGAUAUCAACAAAGGACUGUCACAUGUUUCACUGUGGGAUUAUACAGAGUUUGGUACAAGUGAGGUAAUUAUUUUGUUAAUUUUAGUCAAUAAUAUAGGUAACAGGUUGAGAAAAAUUAAGAGAUUGUCCAUUAUUUUUUAUUUAUUCAAGUGAUUAUCUGAUCAGGAUGUUGCAAACUCUACAGUCCAACUUCUUCCUGUUAAAAACUGUGGCAACUGAUGUUUACAUAAAGAUAUUUUAGCUGUCACUAGUUUCUUAGUCUUUUCCCUCAUAAGGGUUUUUGUAAAUAAAAAGGGACUUCAAGAUUACACACAAUAACAUAAAAAAUUGUGGGAUUAACCUCUCAGCACAGUGAAUAGUUUAAUCUACGAAUCAUGUCUCUGCAGUACAAGUUCAAGACCAUUUUUAGGACCUGGAUGUAAGAUAUACAGGGAAAUGCGUUAAGUCGCCACAUGUCCAAAACAAGAGACUUAUCUGUUAUUACAAACUAAAGGAUAAAAAAAGAAAACAUGUUGGAGGAUGAAUUGGCUGAAAAACAGUUACCUAUAAGCCUGCAUCCUCGAUGUUUUUCAUCUCUGCCCUUUCCAUGUGUUUACAGUUGCAAUCCUUCCCUCAGACUAAAGUUAAAAUAUGGGCUGGCAUUUAAAUGAGGCUUUACAUAAACCAAGUGUGUGUGGAAAACAAACAUUGACAAGGUUAACUCUUUUCUCCCUGAUUUUAUUUUUCUUAUCUCCCAUGGCUCAUCUUUCUCUACUCCUUUUCCUUAGACUUACUUUCCGUCCACAGAUUAAACAAACCUCAGACUGGCUGUACUGUUUUCUUUUAUCGCCCUCUUUUCUCUUCUCUUUUUGUCUUUUCAGUUUCUACCUCUACCACUGUACACCCUGUUAACUAAAUCAGUUUUAAUUGAUCAAGAAGUCAAUAAAAAUUCCCCAAAAGCCUUAAAGCUCCAGUGAGGAACUUUUUGCUACGCCUUACAAAUUUUCUGAUCUUGCCCUGCACAUGUGUAAGACAAGUUUUGUCACAGAAAAAUUUGAGUCUUUCUUCAUUUUUAUUGUGCAAAACAAAAACUAGUACAUCACUUCUUGUGCAAAAAUAAAAUUCUCAGGAACUAAUCUGUUUUUAACUUUAAAUUUUCACUAAGUCAGGUAGUCUUUACAGGAGCUUUAACGGUACAUGAUGUGAGUUUAUAUUUAACCAUAAGCCUUGGAAAUCUCAAGCUAAGGAGUGCAUGAUGUGAUUAUUCUUUUAAAUAUAAAUAAACAUGUUUUUUCUUUUCCCAAUUCUUUCUUCUUCUUCUGCUUUUCUCGGCACAUUGUAUUUAAAUUUUUGCAUUUACACUCUCCUCUUUCUCCUUUUCUCAAUCAUUAAGUUCCCAUCUCUUAUAAAGCUCUUUCUUGUUUUCCUGUCCUCCAACUUCUCAUUUACCGUUGAGCAAAUGCCAAAUCCUUGACAAUUUUUUUGUUUUUGUACAAGCAGAAAAGAUUUAACCAUUGAGCCCAAGAUUAAAUACUCAUCCGUCUUGUGUCUUUUAUUUUUUAACUUUGCGUAACACACAGCCGUGCCCCGCAUUCGCCUCGACUCUUGGUAACCCAGGGGCCCGCAUUGCUCUGAAUGGUGCCAACAAGCCAGUUAAUGUACACGGGUGUAAAAAGUCGACCUUUAGAAAGGGCCCUCUGCCCGUCGGGUGAUGAAUGAGCCAUGGUGGUUGAUUUUACUUUUCUUUAUUCCAAUCAGGCAAACAGUGAAGGCUUCUGGGAAUGUGAACUUUACCUUCCAUUAAAGCAUGCUGUGUACGGUCAGCCCCUUCAUCACCCACCAACUCAGGUCAUUUUGGUUCACUGGGCUUUUCUCAUUUCCCAGAAAAACAGUACAAGAAAAUAAAUACUCAAUGCAUACUUUGGAUUAUAAAGGGAGGACUUUGGGGACUCCUGAAGGAAAACAAAAGGGGCGGACAUAUUAUUUUAACUGUUUGGUUGACAAAUCGACAUUAAAGAUAUCUGUUCUGGUGUCGACAUGACGGACCAAUUUAGUGCAACCUUACCAUGAUAUCACUUAGCCUUUAAAUCCAAGUGUUUGCUCUUGAUUGUUGGUAUAGAAGUAUUUUUCUAAUCCAUAAAUUAUAAGGAUAUCAAUACAGUGACAGUAAAGGCAUUAGAGUCAGUCUUACUCAGUUUUUAACCCUUUUCAUUCUAAUUGGUCCCCUUGCUUUUUUCUCUUUCUUCACUCAUCCUUCUUUAUCUCCCCAUUUUACUCUCCCAUCACUCACCAGAGAGCUGGUCAGCCAAAUCGCCCAGGUUAUAAAUGACCCUCGAAGAACAAUGCAGCUACUUACAGUGGCUGUAACUGCUCACAGGAGCACUUUGGGGAAGUUGAUCCAACAGUGUUAUCAUCAGGGUAGCAAACUCGGAAACUUCAACAGUGAAUAUCUCAUCCCAAAGUUGAGAAUUAAAAAAAAAACCCGGAGGAACACUAUCCAAUUUAUAAGCCAAUUUGCAGCAGAUUAAUUAUGUUACUAGGUAUAAAUAAAGGCAUUACAGUACAAAAGAGUACUCUGACCAUGAGAAGAGAAAAAAUUAUUACAGGAGAUUUUUUUUUGAUUUCCAUUUCCAGGUUAAAGUCGAAAUUUCAAGAUUUAAGUCGAAAUUGAAAAAAGUCGAUAUAGAAAAAAUAGACAUUUCGAGAUAAAAAAUUUGAAACUACAUGAAUAAAGUCAGAAUUUCAAUUUAAAUCUCAAAAUUUGUGUUUUUUUUAAAUCUCGAAAUUUCUUUCACAUUUUGACAUUUUGUUAUCUUGAAAUUUCAACUUUAAUCUCAAGAUUUAAAUUUUUAAUCUAGAAUUUUCAACUAUAUUGACAUAAUUUCAAUUUUUUUAAUCUCAAAAUUUUGACUUUAACCUCGAAAUUUUAACUUUUAUCUUCUUCCUGUCAUUGAUUUUUUUCUCUUCAUGUGGCUCUAAUCCUCUUUCGUGAUUACAGAGAGGCUGAGUCUGAAAAGGAUGGGAAUGGGUUCACUACUCUGUGAGAGACUGUGUGAACGAAUAGUUCAACAGUUUCAGAACAUGAUAUUAUUAAAAGAUGGAGCAAAUGUGGAAAACUCUGAACUCUGUAGUGGAAACUACUGCAUGGACUCCGGAUUAUUUCUAAAACCAUUUACUGUCCUGCCCUCAGUCCAAGCUUGGGAACAUUCGGUGCAUCAUGAAAUGAAAAACACAACCAAGGUGACGCCAAACUGAUGAGCAGCUGAAACUGUAACUGAAUAACAGACAAAAGUUUGAAUAAGACUGUGAAAACUUGACAGCCAGACUAAUAGUAAACAAACAUGGCAGCCAAACUUUGCUGACAUUUGCUCGGGUAUGUUCGUCCAUCCUGCCUGCACUGCUGUUUACUGUGUCGUAACUCUGGUGUCGUCUCUGCAGAGAAUGGGACAGAGAAGUGGUGUCAGCCAAGAAGCAGCCCAAGCUGAUGAGAGCGCUGGCCCGCUGUUUCCUCGGCCCUUUCGCUUUCUUUGGCGUCCUCCUCUACCUCGGGGUGAGUCUACCUGCUUGUCAACCCAGAAAGUAUUUAGUUAAUACCAUAAACUUCAUAUGAUGAAGAAACAAACAAACAACAAACAACAACAAAAAAAAACAGUGUAUACAUGUGUACAUGUGUAAGAAUGGUGAGGGUCUAUUGUAUAGAGUGCAGAGCUGAAGUGGGAUGACGCACAAAAAUCCCUGGCAUGUCGCAGCAUAGUGUCAGAAAACCACCUCACUGUCCAAGACUUAUGGGACUGUGGUGACAACAGCCAUUGCGUCAGUUGGUACAGUUUGAGGUGGUUGCCAUGGCGACAAGAAUGCCUGUUAGAUGUUAAAGAGUUUGAGUGGGGAAUACACAGAAGUGUGGAGAGGUUUGUCAGACUCAGUAGAUUUUGCUCAGUAGUUUGUUUUACCUUGUCAGUGAUGUAUUUUUUUGUUUUGACAGCUGUAAGAAGAGCUGGCAAUAGAUUAAUCUAGAGGUGUAAGUUCUGUGCCAUGUGAUUGUGUGCUAAACAAACGAGGGCCCUUCAGAGCUAAGUGUAUGCAGCUGCAGAGACCCAUGAUAAAGAAACUAGAGCGAUUAGAUAAAAACAUCAAAUAACAUUUUUCUUAUAAAAAGGGGCCCCUAUUAUCAGCCCUUUUGAGAGUUUAACAUGAAGCAUCAUGGGUCAGAAGAGUAAACUCACAAAAAUCUAACAAAUGAAUUACUACUUUUAGACCAUUCUUCUCUAUUUAUUUUCCUAGGAUGAAUAUUGAGCAGAAAAUCAAACAGACUGAAAACCAAAAAGUGACAUUAGCAGCGUCUUUUGGAAUUUCAAUCUGUGGGACUAAUAAAGGAAUAUCUAAUCUUAUCUUUAAAGGUCCUGGGGGGAACUUUCAGUUUGUGCCAGUUUUGGUAUCCCUGUAGACAAAGCAGUCUUUGAUUGUGGAAGAUUCUUUCUCUUUGAUUCUUUGAAGAUGCUAUCCUACAUCUCCGACGUAGGAUAGCAUCUUAAAGGGACAUGAGACCAUAGCCUACCUACACACAUCCAAAACAACUUUUAUUUAUUUGUUUUUUGACACCAAAUAUACCGAUAUGGGCAAAUGAUGUGGUUUAUUGUCGUAAAUUUCAGGAUCUGUAAAUUUUCGGUUUAUCGCCCAGCCCUACUUUCAACAGUCAAAUGUAUAAUUCAUUGGGACUUAUCUUUGUGGACACAGGGGUGUUUCUUAGGCUAUUACCCCGACACCUAACAUCCUGAGCUGAUUUCAGUAUUCUAGACAAAAAUCACCAGACUUGUCACUUAUGAUCUUGUUUGCUUUUGGAUGUCAUAAAAAUGCAUCAGUAAGAAUUUCAUUCAAUUUCACAUAGAUGAAUAAAAAAAAUAAUCAUAGGAGCUCUAAUAGGACACCUUUGUUAGCUGGUAGUCUCCACAACUUGUGAAUCAGUUAAUUUCUUAAUUUUGUCUUUUUUCUUGUCCACUAAAUCAUGUGUUUAUGGUUUACAGAAUAUCAUGAUGAAUAUCAAACAAACAGGUUUGUGCUGCCAGUGGGAAUUUCUCAAUAUCUGUAAAUCUAUUGGAUGGUGUGGAGCUAAUAGAUUAUAUUUCUCAAGUAAUUCAUAAACUAUGGGUCAACUUUUACAGGCUCAAAAAGCACAUUACUGUUUCUCAGCCACAAAGAAGUAAAUAAAAGUUGGAUGUUAAUCUAAGAGUGAAGUGAAUCUCUUCUUUGUCUCUCCAUCUCUCUGAGUAGGAGGCCUCAAAGACGGUACAGCCUCAGCUCCUGGGUCGCAUCAUCGCUUCCUUCGACCCUUUCCAUGCUCCAGAGCGGAGCCAGGGAUACUUCCUGGCCCUGGGCCUCUGCCUCCUCUUCACUGCCCGCUUCCUCUUGCUGCAACCUGCCAUCUUCGGCCUGCAUCACCUGGGCAUGCAGAUCCGCAUCGCGCUUUUCAGUCUUAUAUACAAGAAGGUAGGAAACAAAAAAGCUGAAACAGGGAAGUUUUCUCCAAGUUGAGACUCUUUCACUGCCUUCUUUCCUCGUGUUAAAUCACCAUAGGAAAUAUGAUAUCUUUUUGAAUCGUACUGCACCAUAAUAAAAGAGAUAAGUUACAUUUGUCUUUCAAAGUUAUCCAAAAGUUGUAGCAAUCAACACUGUAAGCUUUUAUCCAGUGAUUACACUCGAAUCAACACUUGCUUCUCACAGUCUCUGCUGUUACAGACAGUUGUCAGAACAAAACAAAACAACCCGGCUGAUAAGAUUGUGUAACAGCUGUGUGUGAGCAUUAGUCAGCUCUAUUGUUGCUGAUGUUUUUCUACAUCUACUGUUUUCUCCUUCUUCAGUAUGCAUGAUUGAACACUCCCAGAGAGUCUCUCACAUGCGUUAAGUCCAGUAGUGUUGGGACUCUGAGAGGGAGGAGGUGUGGCAGCUUUGUGUUACAGUGCGGCCACGUGUCUCAAGCUUCCUCUCAACCUAUUCACGUUCUCCUCUUUGUGCUUCUGCUAACCUUUGACCUUUGACCUCUGCAGACUCUCAAGCUCUCAAGUCGGGUCCUGGAUAAAAUCAGUACCGGUCAGCUGGUCAGUCUGAUGUCUGCUCACCUAAACAAGCUGGAUGAGGUGAGAAAGACAAGCACAUCGCCCAUCUUUUACUUUCCUAUAAACCUUUACUUUGAGAAAUGUCGGCAAUUCAGAAAAAGGUACCUGGCACGCUUGCUGGCUGAGUUGCCUUCAGCUAAAAACACUUGAACUCUAUGAAAUCUGUUAUUUUCGAGGAUCGCAGUGAAUUUAAGAUUCAUGAGAUCACAGGUGAAUACAUCCAUUGCCAUUUACCAUUAAGACCCCAUUUUAUUGUAAAUUAUCAGUAAAACUAACUUGACUAGUAGACUAGGUGCAUGUCGUUUAACUUACACUAACAGCUACAGAGUGCCCACCGUAGACUGCAUAUAGAACGGACGCCGUCUGCCUCUUCGCUGGGUGAAGCCACUGCGAGAACAGCACCCUCUAGUGACUGGCUGCAGUAUAGGUCAUAAAUCCCGCCUCCUCCAGCAAUCCCAAUGGAGCUGUGGACAAAUUUAAGAAAUGAAUUACACAGAGUAUAAAUUUUUCUCCCCCAUGGUUGGGAUGUUGACAUUAAUGGACAUUCUCAGAAGUGCAUGUGUGAAGAAGGCUUUAAAAUUCCCAUGAAACAUUUACAAUUUUUAUUCUGACAACUUUAUAUAUAUAUAUAUAUAUAUAUAUAUAAAACUUGUAAAAUGUAAUUAUUUUAAUACAAUUUACAUCCGUGACACUUUUUUAUAAGGUCAUUUCAUCCCAUUGGGUGCAGAAAAUCACUUUUUUCAAGCCAAAUGGAACAACUCAGUAGUUUUCCACUUAAGAGAAUCACAGGCAUGAUGAGGGAAGGAGGCUUUGCUGUUCACACCCUCAUUCACUUCAGUGAAUCUGUUUUAUUACCCAACACGGAGGUAAGUGUUCUUCAUACAGAGGGACAAUUAGAGGACAAAAGAUCAGGAACAAUACACACAAAUUCACACAAAAAAACACAAAUUCACACAGUCAGUACUCUGGGCAAGCAUUUGUAACUAUGAGUGUCAGUAUCUUAAUGAGGGAAAUAGCAAGAUAAUAAAGUCAAUGUAGAUUGUGUGUGUGUGUGUGAGUGUGUGUGUGUGUGUGUGUGUACAGUGAACUCAGUCUUGCUUUGGGUCUCACUGAAGCGUUGAAUGUGGAAACACUCUGCAACCUGCUUAGAGACAAUUAUCACCUGGCUCGGAUGUAGAGAGGCUCAGUACUACUUACUCUCUGUAAAAACAGGUGGUGGCUACCUGGUCUGGUUGUGCGUAUGUGUGUGUGUGCGUGUGCGUGUGCGUGUGCAUGUGUGUGCAUGUGUUUGACCUUCAGUUGAUUACCCUCUAUGUGAGCGAUAUGAAAGGGACCUCAUUGAAGUGAAGACUGAGUUUUAAGCUGAGGUUCAUCAGUUCAGUGCUGACUGGUUCAGCGUUUGUUUUACAAAGAAUUUCUCAGUAACACAAAAUGAAUUUUUCCCAGCAUCCAUGGCACCAUCAAUAAUACCUGGAGACAUACAAGUAUUCCUUAAAAGUGAAUAUGUUAUGAUUCAUUCAGUCAUCUCUUUAGAGCCACAAGAAAGUGCUGUGGUGCUGUCAACAUUUUAAACACAUGAUACAGAAAAAGUCAGAAAAUACUGAGAAUUAUGAUAUUCGACAAUGACCAGUCUCAUCAGUUUUUCCUCUGUGUGUUUCUUCCAGAGUUUGGGUCUGGCCCAUUUCGUAUGGAUCACCCCCCUGCAGUGCAUACUGUGCGUGGGUCUGAUCUGGGAGCUGAUCGAAGUGAACGGCUUCUGUGCACUUGCAAGUCUGACUCUGUUGGGCAUCAUUCAGGCAUGGCUCUCACAGAAGAUGGGACCUCACAGGUGAGAGAAACCCCCACAUAGUUACAACUGUAGAGAAGGCUGUCACAAUAUGCAAGUAUAGAGCUUAACAUAAGCAAACUAAUACCAUGAGAUGAAAGUGGUUGUCACACUUUUUUAAAGGGAUAUUCCGGUGUAAAUUUAAGUUAACACAGGGUUAGACACCGCCUCAAGAGAUGAAUUUUGCCGACUGCUUGCUUCUCUAAUUAUAUCAACUUCAGUAAUGACCGCACAAAAGUACACAGGGGUCUGCGUCUUCACGCGCAAACCUCAACCAAAACGCCACUCUAUAGACACAAAUAAUGCUCAGAACAGCACCUAACUUCACUAGAAAAGCAAGCAGCUGGCAACAUUCAUCUCUUGAGGGGUGUCUAACUCGGUGUUACGGUGUGUUUGACCAUAACUCAAAUUUAUGCUGGAAUAUCCCUUUAAAUGAAGACAUAAAAGAGUAGCAGUCUGCCAGUAACCUAGCUGGAUCUCUCUAUAAAUUUAAACAUGUAGCACUCAUACACAAAAAUAGUAUGAAUGCAGCAUAAUGAUGAAUACAGUCUCAACCUGCUCUGAAUGAUGGAAGUACUCUGAUUGCAUUGAUUGACACAUAAACAAACAUAAAGUGCAUUUACUACAGUUGUGUAGCUAAUAAGCUUUUUUUUGUAAAAAAGGGUGAAGAGAGGAGGAAUGAUCAACCGCCGCCUGGCUCUCACCUCAGAGAUCGUGGAAAAUAUCCACUCUGUGAAGGCCUACGGAUGGGAGGAUGUGAUGGAAACCAUCAUCAAAAACAUCAGACAGUAAGACACAUGAUAUCUUCACCAUACAUCUUUUUUUUUUGUUUUAACGCACCAGGAUUAAACCAGUUCAACUGAUUGUAUCAAUACAAGAGCUUAAAAACAUAGACGGCUUCAGACAAUACAGAUCUAUCCCUCGUGAGUGUAAAGUGCCGUCCUGUUGAAUAUAUGAUGGAUGUAUUGUUAGAAACUGAACUGGGCAGGACAAAGAGUGACCUCAGAGACUGAGCAGGUUCCUCAAUCCAAAGGUUUUGACUCUACAGUAGAAAUAAAAUCAGCCUUGUGCUAAAACUGAGCAGGAGAUGUUAAAACAAUCGGUUUACCAAGAUCACAAUAAGUAGACGUACAACCACGAUGUUGUGGAGCGGAGAGAUACUGAGAACUGUUGGAGCUAACACAGAGACAACAAGACCUGACAUCUACCUGAUAAUAGCUGCAUGAAAAUCUGACAUACUGUUAACCUGAGCGCCUUUUCAGUACCUCUGAGUAUUCAGCCAUCGAGACUGUGUGAUGUUGUUCAUAUCAAUAAUGUGUUAUGAGUAUCGGUGUUGUCCUAAUGCACUCCUCCUACUUCCCCUCUUCCUUCAGGGAUGAGAUGACACUAACAAGGAAGAUCGGCUCCCUGCGCUACUUCUACAGCGCCGCGUACUUCUUCUCCGCCAUCUUAGUCAUCGUGUCAGCCAUCGUGCCACAUGCGCUGAGUAAAGGCAUCAUCCUGCGCCGUAUAUUCACCACAGCCUCUUACUGCAUGGUGCUGAGAAUGACUCUGACCCGCCAGCUGCCAGGAUCCAUUCAGAUGUGGUACGACACACUGGCGCUGGUCAAGAAGAUCGAGGUGGGUCCAAAAAAAUAUCAAAAUAUCAGAUAAGCUGUACCUUUCAAGUGCUUUGCAUCAGACUUGGUGGAAUAUAAUGAAUUUGUGGGUUUUUUUGUGUUUUCUUUCUAGGAAUUCUUAUUGAAGGAAGAAUACAGAGUGCUGGAGUACAACCUGACGACCACCGAGGUGGAGCUGAUCAACGUGUCUGCAUCCUGGGACGAGGUGUGUUCACUUCUGUUAUUUGCUGAAUGUGAGACUUAGAGCAAUAUGGGAUAACUUUAUAAAAACUGUUUUUAUUUCUGGGCUGCAAAAGAUUUAAGCAUCAAGAUCAUCAGUCUACAUCUCCACAUGCAAACCUCAACGAAAAAGAGCCUCAAAUAAUUCUCAAAACAGCACCUGACUUCAUCAACAGUACAUCUAGGGUGCCAGUCAUAGUACUAGCCAUCAAACAUCUUUUUACCUUUGCCUGAUUUCCAGCAGCUGCUUGUUUGUGGGGGAGCCCUGACGAGUUGAUCACCGAGUGCAGUGGAUCAUUUCCAUGAAGUAAUAAUCAUCAUAAUAAUCAUUUAGCACUGCAGACGCGGUAGUUCUCCUGCCCUAGCGUCUUGGUCUGAUUGCAUUUUCAUGAAGUUAAAAAUCAUGAAUGUUCUACCUUGAGCUGUGAAACCCCGCUGCUCUCGGUGAUCCACUCCGCAGGGCUAGAGUAGAUCCUCAGGCUAUCAAGGAAUUCAGUACAGUCCACGCAUGUUAGGGUGUUGAAAUCAUUUGAUAAAAUAUAAUGAAAGAUUUUCUUCAAAUCUUCAAAAUGGACCCUGCUAUAUAUAUGUUUUUAUUCGACAUCUAGCCAGACAAUAUUCAAAAGAUGACCUAAAUAUAAGCCCCAGAAAAAUCUCUUAAUUCUCUUUUUCAAGUAAUUAUUAAAAUGAUUAUGUUCUUAAGUACUGCAAAACAGUCAGUUUCUUGUGUAAAACCGAUCAUCUAUUUUUUUUACUCUUUCAACCUUUUGAAGAGCGAGUCUCGAUUAAUAGCUGGGUGGUCCUUGUAUCUUCUUAUUAACGGUGAUAUCUUUGCUGUUAUGUGGCAGCUUAUUGAUAGAGAAUGUUGUCAUACGAACCUGUAGAGCUGCAGCAUUAGCAUUGAAUACUGUUAGAUCAUUUGAGUGUACUUAAAAGUCCUGAAUGGUUAAUUUUAUUUAUGUAAAAAUCCCCGUAAAAAAAACACUACCAGUCAGUAUUUACUGUAAGAGAUGUGGAUGUUUAAUGAGUCAUAAAUCCUGUAAAUCCUCUAUAUGUCACCAGUAGAAUUGUAUCUAUAGACAGAGGCUGUAAAUUGAGUAAACAAGCCGAUGUGAUUCAUGGACCCCCCCUGUACUGUGAGAAAAGAAUCAUUUAGACCGUGUUUCUUUUCCGUCACGAUGCAUAAUUAAUUCUCUGAAUACCGUCACCAAACGUCGCCUUUGCUGGGAACACUCUGGAUCCCCCUUUGAGAUUUAGACCGGUGUUCAUCGUCUAAUUCCCUGAUUCUCCUCCUGCCUUCUCCUCUUCCUGGAAUGUGCCAUUCGCAGAUGAAUGGGAGGGGUGUCGCCUUUCUUUACAGCUGACAGCUUCGACGUCAGCUCAUUAGAAUGAGAAUCGCUCAGACAAACCUACACAAACCACGGCCAAGUCCUGGUAUUAGAGGAACGGUGACCCAUAAAAUGUCAGAGGGGGUCAAUGAUUAAACCGGCGAGUCAAGCAGAGUUCCCCUUUUUCUAACAUUGAUGUGUCAGUCGUUAAUCUCUACAGAGGCGCUGACAGAUGAGGUGAAAUGAGGCCACUGUGAGACUUUGGGAGGCUUCUUCUGUCUUUGAACAAUCUCUUGUUUGGUUUGGUGUCACUGUCUAAAAGUUCGGCACAACAGACACAAUCACUCACUGCAGGAAGCUGUUAUGUAACACACACAGAAACCAAAAAAAGGGGGGGAAAGAUCUAUGAAUUUGAGAAAUAACAAAAUAUAAGAGGGUUGUUUUUAAUGUUUAUUUUUUUUAGUGCUCAGCAGUUGAAGACACUUUGUUUUCGAUCUCUCUGCAGGGCAUUGGUGAGCUGUUUGAGAAGAUCAAGCAGGAGAGCAAAGCGAACGGACAUCUGAACGGUGACGCCGGCCUGUUUUUCACAAACCUCUACGUCACACCUGUCCUCAAAAACAUCAGCUUGUACCUGGAGAAGGGCCAGAUGCUGGCGGUGGCUGGAUCCACCGGUUCAGGGAAGGUGGGUCAUCCAAAUUUCAAAGUGUGAUGUGUCUUUAGGGACUAAGCUGAACGUGCGAGGCCCUGAAGCCCAUCAAGGAAGUUGACAGCAUCAUCUAAAUGCAUCCAAGUAUUAAUGUAAGGAGUCACUGUCUUUGUCUUCUUUUCCACCAGAGCUCUCUGCUCAUGAUGAUCCUGGGAGAGUUGGUACCAUCAGAGGGUAAAAUCAGACACAGCGGCCGUGUCUCCUUCUCACCGCAGACUUCCUGGAUCAUGCCGGGGACAAUACGAGACAACAUCCUGUUCGGCCUGACCUAUGACGAGUACCGCUAUACUUCUGUCAUCAAAGCCUGCCAGCUGGAGGAGGUACCGUCUCUUUUAUCCUUUUAUUCACCCUUUACCUCUUCCUUCUUUUUUGCUCCAAUUGCUGACUGUUUCUCAAUAUUACAGCAUAAUAAUCUACCUUUAAAAUACAACAUAAAACCAUUUCUUUAACAGUGAAAGAUUCUCACUCCCUUUACUCUGUGAAUUUGAUCAGAUAUAUUUUUAUACUUGAUCUAAAUCACACAGUUUCCCAUGUUUAUUCGUCUUCGCCAGCUUUUCUCUCGAGUUCUCUCUCUUUCGUUGGAUUGAUGCUCUGCUGAGUUGUCGUUCUGAAGCCAUCAAGGAGUUUCAGAUUUCCUCAGUCCACAUUUACACCCAUUAUGUCCCUCACACACACUCACACACAGAGGCACACAUGCUUGUCUACACACACUUGUACUCUCAUUAGCCUCAGCGCUGAAUGACGGCCCCUCAGCAGAAUAAUGUCUCCUCUGUUGCCAUGGAAAUCUCGGGUUAUGUCACCGAGAUGGAAUAUGAGCUUGCCGAUUCCCAGUGACAGACAUUUCAACACAGACAAACUGUCUGUAGUGUUUCAAUAUCAACUUAAUCAAUCAAUCAGGCUUUAUUCAUUUAAUAGUUUAAGGCAUUAAAGUCCCACUCCAAAUGGUUUUUACUACUUAAAGUGUUUUCAGUGGUCUUUAAAUAAUGAUUUUGAUGUUUUUAGCCAAAGUUGCGUUAUCUGUGUCAUUUUCAAGGGUUUUUCUUAUGCGUAGCUCCAGUAGCUCAUUAACAAUUCACCUCUAAGUCGUAGCGGGGGAUCUGGGGGCGGAGCUUAGAUUUACUACGUUGGAAAUCUCACUGUAUCUGAACCUGCCGUUUGGGUCUGCCAGAUAUUCACAUCCAUUUGAAUGCAGAAAUACUCAGGAAUGCAAUUUUGCACAUGGUUUUCUCAUGAUAUGUCCUGUAGCAUCAGAAAAAUGUCAUAUGAACAUGUAGACAACAAGAACAACAUGAUUUUCAUCGGAGUAGGUCUUUAAUAGAGGCUUACAGAGAAUGAAAACAGAAGAUUAAUUCACACUAACAGUAAUAAACUAUAUGUAUUUGCAACACUGAAAGAGAAGAGAUGUAAGCACUAUAAAAAGCACAUUGAUAUUCAGAUAAAGUAAUAAUUACAGGGCAAAGAUAAGUGAUCAAAUAUGAAUAAAGUGCCAGAAAGUCAACAGUUGAGGUUAAACCAACAAACCUCAUUAAGAGCUGUUUAAAACAUCAAAUAACAAAAACUAAUAGAAACACGAUCAAAUGAGUUUAAAGUUGUUGAACAGGAGAAAAAGACCACAUGUAGAAAAUAUUUCUGUCGAUGUUUUGGUUUAUAAUAUUUAUAGACAGUAGCAUACAUGUAUAAAUGUUUUGGAUAAAAUGUCUUGAAAUAUUGACCCAGUUGUAAAUAACUGUGAAAUACAGUAUAACCAAACAUCUGUUCAUUAAGUCCAGACUUUCAUGAAAAUAAUUACAAGGAAACUUCUUGUCAUUUUGUGUUGAUUAUAUUUAAAGUGAAAGUACUGCAGUGUCAUACACCCCGAGGAUGACACCAUCACAAGUAUUUACCAUCACACCUCGUCUCCUGUGGCACUGGCAGUCCCUCACAGGUUUUGACAAAAAACACAACAUGUUGUCACAGCAAACAAAGCUGGCAUGCAAUAUUGACAUCAACAUCUGCUGCUGCAAAACUACAGCUUCCAACGUGUCUGUGAGGUCAGGUGUCAAACUCCAGCAUGAGGCGUCAUCCAAACGGAAAUGGAGGAAUCACUCUGUCUGCUCUGAUCGUAAACUUAAGAUAUGACUUAAGUCCUCUCAGGGCCUGUAAUUAUGAGGGGGUUGAAGUUGUCAAAACUUUUUUAAAUAGUAAAUUGUAGUUGGGAGCUCUAUUAAGUAGUGUUGUAUGUCUAAAAGUUCUAUUAAUAAACACAGAGCUUAAGAACUUAAGUAUGCUAGGUUGCACGGAUGGCCAAGCAGGUUAGCGCGCCCCAAUUUCUGGGUAGCAUCAGAAAAAUGCCAUAUGAACAUGUAGACAACAAGAAAAAUAUGAUUUUCAUCAGGGUAGAUCUUUAAAAAAAAUAACAUUGGGGGGAAAAGUAGAGGCUGAAGGCUUAGCUUACUGGAUGUGUGAAACAUGCGAAGGAUGGGAGCCUGGAUCACAGUAAUGCUCAAUGUCACACUCAGUUACCAAACGGAUUCCCAGGACUCGGAUGUAGAAGAUAUGAAGAACUCCAGAACUCCAGGCUUUGAUAAGCCUUCAUGAAAGGAAAUUAUUUUCCCUGAGAUGAUCGAAAUUAUUACGACAUCUGGAUAAAACUAAAGCUUAACAUGAAGAUUAAUUAACGCAGUAAUGCAUGAGGAGUAUCAACAAACAGGAGUGACUAAAAGCACAAUAAAAGUGGGACAAAUUCGGUGAAAGUACGGAAAAAUGAUUUUGCACAGGAUAUUGAAAAGUUUAACAGCACACAACAAUGCAAAGUAAUAAAAAACAUAUUGCAUUCUAUUGAAAAAAAGGAAAAUCUUGUAUGAAUUGUUUUAAAAAAAUAUCUGCCAUGCUUUUGAAAAGUAAUAAAAACUCACAUUACAAACUGUAUUGGAAAGUUUUACUUAAAAAGUAAUAAUGGAAGUAUUUUUGGGAGCCCCCAGCAGCUCACCUGUAGAGUGCAUACCAUUAAUGCUGAGCCCCUUCCCGCUCUUCUGCCUCUCUUACUGUCAAAUAAGGACAAAUAAAGGUGAAGACGAUAUUUCAAAAGUGUAUUUUUUAAAGGAAAACUGCACACAAUCUUCAACAAAAACAUCCCUUACAUACUAAUUAACUGGGAUUAUUUACUUAUCUGUCAUACACUGACUCUAGAUACUUAAUAUAGUUAACGCAUCGAUAUUUGACACAAGUUUUUUUAGUGUUCAGGAGACCGAAUCCUGAAUCUAAACAUAAAAUCUCUAUGUUAUAUCCAAAAUGAGCUUCAGAGGCUAGAAAUGAUCUAUGAUGAGGAGUAAAGUGCACUCAGGGUUUUUCGCUUCUGUGGAUUUCUUCUGAAGAAAAAUCCCCAGGGCAACCCUGACUCACCAGAGCAGGUUCCUCCAGACACAGACGAGAGGUUUAGUGGGCUUGAGACUGUAAUUCCUCACUAUUGUUGCCCCCUGAAGCACCAGACAGACUGCCGUGGGUGGUCUCGCCACUGUAAACUCAUCUUUUCCUCCUCCAGUCUCUAGCUGCUGGCCCGGCAGGUGCUUUUUGUUCACAUUUAGACUCACAACCUGUCUUUUUAUUGUGCUGCCUUAUUUAACAAGCUGUUAAACAACAUGUUAACUUGAUUCCCUAUGCGCUCCGGUCAGGACAGCGGAAGCUGCUUUUAAAGAGGUAGGAUGUUUUUAACGAUGAUAAACUUGUGCUGUCACUUCAUCAUUGUGGUAUGGUCGUCUUUUUUCAUGAUCAAUUACCAUCAACAACACUUCCUCCAUGUGCCUGUCCCAUCUGUGGUUUGUACUCUUUGUGUGGUUUUCAGGUUCACUAUGAAUAUGUGACCAUAUGAACGGAAAUUGCUUGUAUUACCUUUUUAUGCCAAAUAUGAAUCUGUGCCUUGAUUUGAAUAAAAUGUCAACUACGUAAGGAUUAUUAAAAGCUAUUUUUUGAGUUCCAGCAUACAUGUAUUUUAUUUGGGAUGUAUAGCUCUCAUGGAACAACGAUAUUUUGCUAUUGAAAGCUGCCCCUGGUGUGUGAUUUAGUCCAAGUUGUCCCUUCUCCUGCCUAAAACACAUUAGACAGAAUUAUUUUUUAAACAUUUACACAAAAAUCUUCUUCAACCAAACGUUCUUGGACUUUCCAGCUUUUUUUCAGCCCCUAAAAUAAGUUCAAGGACUCUUGGAAGUCUCUCCUAGGUAACUUCAUUUAGAAACUUUGUACAAGGACGUUAAAACUGUGCAGAGAGGCGACUGCUUCCAAAAGCUUCCAUUUACAGGAGACAAAACAAGCAGUUUGACCUGUUGCUAAAAUAAAGCAGCCUUGCAUAUUCAGUAUAAAGUUCAGUAGCAGGUCCAGUUUUAUGAUCGUGUUUUCAUUCUUGAGUUAUCAGAAGAAGUAGAUACAGUUUGUUCUUACAGUACAUCAGCAAACCACUGACCCAGUUUCAGUAACUGUAACAUUGAGCACAAUGGGAGUGCAGCUCACACUCUGUUUUAGUCAGACUUUCAGCAUUUACAGUACAGGCAGUACAACAUGUGGUGACUGCAUGCUCAUGUUUGACCUGCCCAUCCCUGCUUCUUUUGCCCUCUCCAGGAUUUCGCCCUGCUGCCUGAGAAAGACAAGACUCUCCUUGUUGAAGGAGGGGUGACCCUCAGCGGCGGUCAAAGGGCUCGCCUCGGCUUGGCCAGGUACUUCCUAAUACACCUGAGCAUCUCUCAGUAAACCUCAUUCAUGUCCUCGUGUCUGUCAGCACUAGACCGUCUGUGCUGCUGAUGAGUUACAAUUAGAGUGUAUGUAAAAUAUGAACAUACAGGAAUGUGGUCAGAGAGUUUAGUUCACUUCCAACUGAGUAGGAUUUAAGUAGAGCAAAUAGAAAAUAUCCUAAAGUUUAAAGUGCAGCAUGUGUCUUAAUCACUGGAUGCCCUUCUGCAUAGUUUUGGGUUUGAACAACUGACACCUGCAAAAAAGUUUUACCCCAAAUUUCUACCUCAUGCGGAAUGGCAGCAAAAAGACCGUCGCCAUUGCAUGGGGUUAGGUUUGCAUAAAUUUAGCCAGGAGCCAAAAACAGACUUUAAUAUGUGCAGCGUAAUACCUGGACUGUGGCCAUUGUAAAUGGGGCGCCUGCUCUCUUCACUUGGCUAAACAAGUAUUUUUAAUGAUACAAGAAAUUAUAUAAAACGUGAUUUAUUUGGCUCGUAAAAGCUGUCAUACAAACACACCAAAGAAUAGGUUACUUCACUGUAAAAAUAAUAUUUGUAGGUGUAGACAAGCGACUCCCACAUUCUGCAGUCUUGUGGGUUUAAAGAGAUAAAUUCAACAACUGUUUAUUCCUAUUUGGAUCCAUUUAAUAUAGUUGCAAUACUUUAAGAAUAACAACCUGAUCUAAUGUAAUAUUAAUUUGCCAUUUGUACUAAUUUACCAAAGCAAGCCAAGAGACCGUUUUCAGAAUCGUUGCUGUACCCAUGAGUCAGUUUGAAAAUGUCAAGAUGACCUUUAAUUUUCCUGCAGCUUAAGAAGAACUGAAAUAUCACCUGCUCUUCGGCAGAUCACAGAGAUCUCAUAAAAAAUAAAAAAUAACUGAAGCAGCAUUUUUCCAUGAUUUUCCCAAAACCAACACAUUUACUUCUACCUUCUUUAACACUGUCAGAGCAGCUGUGCCAUUAAAUUAUCAGUGAAAAUGUCAAAAUCUCAGUUUAAAGAUUAUAAACUAAUCAAGAUCAUCAGUUUCACUGCUGCUAUGAUGAGCAGUUGACAGGAAAGACAUGCACUGACUUUUUAUGAGCCUUUGAGAUUAAAUUAGUUUGACAGUGUUAAAAGUUCCAGUAUUUGUAAGUGAUGAACCUCUUUUCUACAUAAUCACACCCUGUGAGGCUGACACUGUCGUUCAUCAUCCUUAUCUGUGAGUCUGCCUGCAGAGCAGGAGAAUAUUGAGUUUUAUAGUCACACUUUUAAAAGACGAGUGUCGUCCUCAGUGGAGCUUUAUUACACCAUUAAAUCUGAGUUCAGUCAGACACUCUCAUCUUCCCAUGCAGUAUUUAUCGCUUUAGUGUCGAUUUGCUGACUCUGUAAAUGCUCACUUUGAUUGAUUUAUCCCAGUAAGUUUUUUCAUGACUUCCUCAUUUACACCUUUUUCUCUCCUCUACCUUUCUGCUGUCUGUUCUCACUCAUUCAUUGUGUGUUUGUGUGUGUUGUACCCUCAGGGCCGUGUACAAAGAUGCAGACCUCUACCUGCUCGAUGCACCUUUCACCCACCUGGACAUCGUGACAGAGAAAGAGAUCUUUGAGAAGUGUGUAUUCAAACAGAGAGUCUUUCAUGUGGAGGGGGUUGGGGGUAGUUAAGCUAAAGUUUAAGUUCAUGGUCAAGGUUAUGUCUUGUUUUCUACGUCACACUGGAGUCGACUGUGUCAUCACUCUGUAACCUUCUGAGAAAUCAGAGUUCUUGCUUUUACUUCACAAACAAUGUGUGAAUAUUUUAAAGGUCAUCAUUUAAAAAAAAAACGUCAUUAGUAUCAAGAAAAAGGCCAUUAAAUUUAUCAGGAGUUGAAAAAAAUACUUUAUUCGUGCUAACAAAACUGUCUCAAAACACAGUCUCAUUCUCUGCAUCCCUACACAGAUGUGUUUGUAAACUAAUGGCCUCCAAGACUCGUAUCGUGGUCACGAGCAAGUUGGAGCAUCUCAAACGAGCCGACAAAAUCCUGCUGCUUCAUAACGGAGACUGCUACUUCUACGGCUCCUUCUUGGAGCUGCAGGCGCAGCGCCCCGACUUCAGCUCGCUCCUCCUGGGCCUGGAAGCUUACGACAACAUCAACGCGGAGAGACGUAGCUCCAUCCUCACAGAAACUCUACGCAGGGUCUCAGUGGAUGAAACAGCAGGCUUCCGAGGUUCAGAUCCAAUGCGUCAGUCCUUCCGCCAGCCGCACCCUCCUAUAAUAGUCUCAGGACCCCAAAGCCAUCCUGGGGGUGACGGCUAUCCAGAAAAACGCAAACAGUCCCUCAUCCUCAGUCCCCUAGCAGCGGCUCGCAAAUUCUCCUUCAUCGGGAACUCUCAACAGACUGCGAAUGCUCCUCAGUCCAUGAUGACUGAGGAUGGAGUUCGGGAACUCUCUGAGAGGAAAUUCUCCGUAGUACCUGAGGAUGAUCAGGUGGAGGAGGUUCUCCCCAGGGGGAACUUGUACCAUCAUGGGUUGCAGCACCUCAACGGACAGCGGCGUCAGUCUGUCCUGGCUUUCAUCACUCACUCUCAGGGCCACGAGCGCAGGGAGCAGAUGCAGUCGUCCUUCAGGAGGAAGCUCUCCAUCACGCCAGGGUGCGACCUGGCAUCAGAACUGGACAUCUACGCUCGCCGCCUCUCCAAGGACAGCGUUUAUGACAUCAGUGAAGAAGUGGAUGAGGAAGACAUGGAGGUAGACUUCAGCUUUAGUUGUUUUUUCUCUGACGACAAAGUUUAGUUGGAUGAGUAGUUCAACUGUUUUCCUGUUGGGCUGAGGAGUGAUACAAAAAUCUGUUUUUUUCACAGCAAUGUUUCGCAGAUGAACGUGAUAACGUCUUUGAAACUACCUCGUGGAGCACCUAUCUACGCUACAUCACCACAAACAAGAGUUUAGUCUACGUUCUGCUUUUCAUCCUCUUCGUCUUCAUGAUUGAGGUAAAAUCGACACUUUUAUAUUUGCAGACAUGAAUAAGUCGACAGCAAAGCUCAGUGAGAGGAAGAAAUAGAUCCUCUAUAUAUUCCCGGCAGUCACUUAAGAGGUAGAGUUGCCCAAUAACUGGAAGGUUGGCGGUUUGAUUCCCCCCUAUCUCCAGUCUGUCCAUUGUAUCCUUGGGCAAGACACUUAACCUACCGUGCUUCCAGUGUGUGUCCUCCACUUGUAUAUAAUUCGUAUGUACGUCGCUUUGGAUAAAAGCGUCUGCUAAAUGACAUUGUAAUCUUGUAAUUGUUAUUUUCUUGAGUUGUAUAAUGUUAUAAUUACAGGCAGUUUAUACAGUCUUAAUGUUACACACACAAUCCAUGUGUAACAUUUUCCAGACAUUUUUCUGCUCCCAAAUUUAAUGAAAACUCAUUUUUUCCAUAUCUCAAUGUCAGGCAACUGUUUUCAUGUCACGGCUUUCUGCUUGCUCCUAAUGAAAACUUCUAAAAGUUUUCACCCAGAUAAAAAGUUUUGAGAACGAGCAGUCAAUCCCAGUACCAAAACUAUUUUGUAAUACCUGUGUUACCCCCCGCCAAUAGAGCCGAAUUUCUGGCCAGCUCCAAAAUAUGUGAAAAUGGUCUGCCGCAUUUCCUGCCGACCUCGGCUGUUUGUAUGCACGUUAUUCGUGGAGUUAUGAAAUAUCUCAUUAGAAAUAGCCAAAAGAUUUCUCCAAAGGCCCAAAGUGACGGAGGCGGACUGUGUCAAACACAUGCCUUCCUUUGAUAUAAAACUGUAGUCUAACCUUGUUUGUUUUGUGCAUCUGCAUGGAUUUAAUUCUAGAAUAUAAAACUGACACUAGCCUCUUUGUGUUCUCGUCUUUGUGCUCAUCAUCAAAGAUGUCAACAAGGUCAGAGUCAGUUUAAUCUCCUGAAAUGUGUCCCAAUUUGAACCAGAAGAGGUCAUGUUUUUCCAGACCAUAUCUAUCAGGUAUUUUCUUAACGCUGUGAGGAUAUCGAACAACAAGAAGUGAUACAAGCUUCAUCCCGGUGCUUGAACCUGGCUUGAAUCAUCACAACUUUUAUAUUUGGAUUUAGAAGAAACGUUAAAUAUGUUUGUUUUCCUCUCAACACCUUUAGGUUGCCGGUUCGGUCAUUGGAAUUUUCCUCAUCACUGAGUGAGUGUAACUUUUCAUAUUCCCAAAAACUUUUGGAUGGUUAUAUACUCACAUGAAUCUACAGUCUAAAUAAAAACAUGGGGAUGUUACACGCGUCAUAUUGCUAGAUUGAGUAAACCUGUUAAAUGGAUCAUAACGGUUUUUAAUCCUUAUUUGAUGUUGCAUUCAACCAGUGAGAUCUGGAGGGACGGCGCCAACCCUUCUUCGCCCAACUACAUUGAUGAGCAGCACCCCAAUGCCUCCUCACCCCCUGUCCACUUGGCGGUCAUCGUCACACCCACCAGUGCUUACUACAUCAUCUACAUCUACGUGGCCACAUCAGAGAGCGUGCUGGCUUUGGGGUUCUUCAGGGGUCUCCCGUUGGUGCACACGUUACUCACUGUGUCCAAAAGACUCCAUGAACAGAUGCUCAGCGCUGUGAUACGAGCUCCCAUGGCCGUGCUCAACACAAUGAAGACUGGUGAGUCCCUCGCCUUUCCUUCUCAAUGCGAAAAAUAGGGCUGGGCGAUACGUCCUCAAAUCAAUAUCAUGAUACAUUGAGCAGUUCACUGCGAUAACCAUAAAUGGAUGAUAACUACUCCACAAGCUGCUCACCCCCUCCCACAUUAACUUUGUCUACUUCAGCUGCUACAACUUUUGAACCGUCCCUAAUCUCCUCACCCGUCUCUGACGCAGGACAGCAUCCUUAAGGGACAUGAGACCAUAGCCUACCUACACACAUCCAAAACCAACUGUAUUUAUUUUGACACUGAAUAUACCAACAUGAGCAAAAUGACGUCAGUUAUUGUCGUCAAUUUAAGUAUCGGUAAAUUUUCGGUUUAUCGUCCAGCCCUAGUGAAAAAUGUUUAAUAUGAGAAUGUAGUUUUAUGUCAGUGAUGUCAAUUUUAAAUUUCUUCUUCCAGGUCGGAUCAUGAACAGAUUCACAAAGGACAUGGCCACCAUUGAUGACAUGCUGCCUCUGGUUCUGUUCGACCUCAUCCAGGUAACUAACACAAAUGCUUCAGACUCACAGUGUCUAGUUUUCCGCCUGUUUGUUCUCACUGAGAAAAAAAACAAGCAUGUCCACUCGGACCACGACCGAGUCACAAUCAGCCCAACAGACGCUCAGACUGCACCGCUGUAGCUGGUAUGCAGACAUACUGGCAUGCCAGCUUUGCCAGUCUGGGAAAUCCCUCUGCAUUGACUUUCCACCAGUCUGUUGGCUUUGUAUCCGAAGAUGGGUAAUGUUCUGUAAAAACGUUCUCAGCGUCUGUGUCCAUGUCCGCUGUUAUUGGUGGAAGCUGUACUCUCCCAGAAGAGGAGAUUGAGGGUUUUUGGUGGGUGCAUUUUGACAUGUUUAAACUUCAACCCCCACCCUGCUGACUCAAUAUGAGAAUCAGUCAACUCAGACUGGAUUAACUGUUAAUUUUCACGCUUACUUCCAACUGAUUAAACUUCCUCUGUUUCCUCCCGUCAGCUGACACUGAUUGUCACCGGCGCCAUCUUCACUGUGUCCAUCAUGCGGCCGUACAUCUUCAUCGCUGCCAUCCCAUUGGCUGUCAUCUUUGUUAUCCUCAGAAAGUACUUCCUAAGAACCGGACAGCAGCUCAAGCUACUGGAGGCUGAAGGUGAGAACUGGAAGGGAAGUUUGUGAAGUACAUGGACUAUGUGUCGUUGUUACAGAUAGCAUAUAGAGUAAAAAAAAAGAUUUGCAAUAUGACUUAAUCCAUCAAAACAUGUCAAAUAUAAAAGCUUGAUGCUGUCAUUACUGCUUGGAAAGGACUUAUUAGAUGGCAAAUAUCCAGGAGAAGUAAAAGUGAGUGCACGAUAGGAAAACCCGACUGUGCGGUGAGGGGAAGGGAAACUCGCGGGAAGACACCACCUCUAUCAUAACUACCUGUCAGAAGCAGAGCUGGUAGAUGGCCCAGAGCCAAGAGGGCAAAGGUCAGACUAAAGAACAAAAAACAUGACAGAGGUAGGGUCAGAGGAGAGGAUGGAGGGGCUGCCUCACAGGGGCGUGAACCGUUAAAGGAAGCGAGGAAGGGGAUGUGACAAAUGCUGUCCUCCAAUCAGUGACAAGUAUGGUACCCCUGUCUGAAGAGUUCAGUCAUUUCUAAGGGGCUUUAGUCAUAAAGUGAUUGUUUUAGCGGGCUGUUAUACUCCCCCAGUGAGGGUUUAUUCUGAGUGAUGUGCUGCUCAGAAGCACAGAUCUUCAUGCCUGCUGACACUCUUUUGGCAAAGACAGUCGUGGGGAACAUGAAGUCGUGUUCCUGCAGUCCAGAGCACUAAAAACUGACUUUAUUUUGUUGUGUGAUCCAGGAUGUCUGCAAGUUUUUAUAAAUCUAUAAAAAGCAGUGAGUUAAGCUGCAUGAAAACAGGAUUUAGUGGAGUUAUUAGACGUGAAUGUGUCGGCACCAUCAGACACUGCCGCUGCCGUGAAGUUGUCACAGUGAGAGCGGUGUCGCUCUGAACUACCAGAGGAUUAGAAACCAGGUCAGAGGACUGCUGACGAAAAUGCCCCUCUGUGUGUUUUGGACCUCCCUGCUCUGAAAAUGAUCCUCUCACUGACUACGAGUUUCGUGAUGAUGGCGAGGUUUCCGGAGCCGCUGAAAGCACGAUGGGGUCAGAGAGAUGAGCCGUGCUGGGAUUUCCUUCCACCCCAUCCUGAUGUACUGGCAGUUCGUCAGCUGAACUGCAGUGGAUGUUGUGUACAUUAGUCACUCAAACGCUCUGUAGCAUUCUUGUGGUUUUUGUAAGCAUUGUUCCAUUUACAUCACAAAGACAUAGCUUGAAUAUUUUCCCCUGUUGUACAGCUGGAGCGAAUUCUUAAAGCAGAGAGGUAUUCAAGAAAAUAGAUGACUCAUAUUUAGCUGCACUGAGAAGCUGAAUCUGGUGGAUUUUCCUGAGAAGAGGGAUUACGUAAGUGUGAUAGGUAACCAAAACAAACAUGGAUAUUUGGUGAUUUAUUUACCGAUAAUUACCUGAUAUAAUAGGAAAGAAUGAGCCUAACACAGGUCAGCUCUCAGGUCUGGCAUUGUCAUAAGAGAACUCUGAUUGGCUGUCUCCCUUCUGCCGUUUCAAAACCUUUAACAGGGGUGUUCGAUUUGUUAGGAAGUCCAAAAGUUUAAUAUGACACCAAUAGUUUACAACACUGUGCUAGCAUAAAUAUCCCUUACAGCGGUAACAAUGACAACAACUAAUAAAACAGAUCUGGUUCAGAAUCAAUACGUCUUAAAUCUGAGUGAUUUUUAAAUUCAACCCUGAGUCAGUCCUCUUUAUUUGAACCUGAUCCCAGAUUUCAUUUUGCUCCUCUUAUCUAUUCAACUGGAAAACUCAGAAAACUAUGGUGGCCCUGAGGUGCAAAACACAACAGCAAUUCAGAAAACACAACAACAAAAAGAGGAAGCACAAUGGCAAAAGAUGUUUUCUGAUUUGCUGUUUUUUUUCUUUUUCUGUUGUGUUUUCUCUAUUUGUUGUUGUGUUUUCUCUUUUUGUUGUUGUGUUUUCUCUUUUUGUGACGUGUUUUCUCAUUUGCCUUUGUGUUUUGCACCUUAGAGCCACCGUAGAAAACAGUCUGUCUGCUAGUUUGACCUAACACAGCCUUUAAUAAAGCCCAUAUUUGAUUUGGUUUAGCAAGAAUGAUAUCUAGCAUUAUAUUUUUGGUGUACUGUUCCUUUUCCCUUCUGUGUCCUGCUGUCGUAACCAAACAAUCUCUCUCCUCGCUCCUUAAGUGCCAGUCCUGCUCACAAACUUGUGCGAUAUCUGCCUCCUGUCCUUCUCCUGCAGCUCGUAGCCCCAUCUUCUCCCACCUCAUCAUCUCCCUGAAGGGUUUGUGGACUAUCCGGGCUUUUGGGCGUCAGACCUACUUUGAGACUCUCUUCCACAAGGCGCUGAACACCCACACAGCAGCUUGGUUCCACUACCUGGCUACACUGAGAUGGUUCCUCUUCAGAUGUGAUAUGAUCUUUGUCCUGUUCUUCACCGCCGCCGCCUUCAUCGCUGUCGGAACCAACCGUGAGUAAACAGAUGUUACAUGCAUGAGAUUUAUGCCCAAAUGAGGAGAAACUGCAGGACCUUUUACUGCAGUGAGCGAGUGCGACAGCGUCCGGGGAAUGAGAGCUGCAGCACACAAUAGAAAGAGGAAAGAUCGUCAUGAAAUUCCAUAAAGUUAGUUAGUAAACACCUUCUUAUUUUGUGUCGAGCUGAUGGCGUGACGCAGCCUCUGUCUUAUCUGUUCGCUACAGUGUCCAGAGUCAGAUAUCAGGAUCCUCUGUUUGUGAGAACGGAUCAAAACCUGCCGGAAUACCAGCGGAUGAAGUGUCAUGUACAGAGGGAAGCAUGCGUGUGUUUGAUUAAAUAAAUGGGAAACACACAAGUACACACACACACACACGCAGACAUUCAAACAUGUGUUGCUGCGUCAGAGUCUGUGUUUAUGCCGAGAGCAGAUUAAAGGGUCAUUUCACAGCUCAUUAGUUUCCAAUAGAGCCAGUAAGAGAGCUGAAAUACCUGAGUGUUUUUCUGACAUCAGAGAGAGCAGCUGUGAUUGGACGGUACUGAUGUAUGUGUGUAUAUGUGUGUGUGUGUGUGUUUGUGUGUGUGCACUUGCAGAGGACAAACCAGGGGAGGUCGGCAUCAUCGUGGCUCUGGCUAUGCUCAUCCUGGGGACUUUCCAAUGGGCGGUCAUCACCAGCAUCACCGUAGACGGACUGGUAGGUCAUCCACGACCAAAAUCUGUAAAUGUUUCCAUCAUAUUAAGGCUUUUGAUAAACCAGCGACCCACUACGACUCCGUCAGAUCAAAGUUGAGGAGGUUUUUAUUUGAUGUCCUUCUAACUUCAUGUAUAAAAACCUAAACUCAGCUGGCUCAGAAUCAGAUGCUCAUGAACAUCAGUUUUUCUCUUGUUUUUCAGCACAUUAUGACGACGGUGCGAGGUUGGGUGUUUUGGACUAAAGUUAGUUUGUUUUGGGAAAAAAGAAAAGUGUCUAUUUAAUUUAGUGAUUAAAUAUAAUUGCAGCUGCAAAAAGGUUAUGAAGGCAAAAUGUUCUCGGCAUUUCAUUUUUUGGAACCGGCCUGAAACUACAAACGGCAGUGGUACUGAGGGUCUUGUUCUCGUUCUGUGCAUAAGCAGUUAAAGGGAUAUUCAGAUGUAAAUUUAAGUUAUGGUCAAACGCACCGCAACUUCGAGUUAGACACCCAUUCAAGAGAUGAAUGUUGCCAGCUGCUUGCUUCUCCAGUUAUACCAACUUUGGCAAUGACCACACGAUAUCACCGAGUGCAGUGGAGUUUCGCAGCUCAAGGAAGAACAUUUAUGAUUAUUACUUCAUGGAAAUUAUCCGCUGCACUCUGUACAAAACAAGCCACUGCUGGAGGAGAGUUGGGUGAGUUGUGUUUAGUCUCUUUGCUAAAGAAACCAGGCAAAGAUAAAAAGAUGUUUGGUGUCUAGUACUAAGGCUAGGACCCUAUAUGUCCUGUUGAUGUUGUUCUGAGCAUUAUUUGACGCUACAGAGUGGCGUUUUUGUUUAGGUUUGUGUGUAGAGACGUAGACCUCUCUGUAUUGCUAUCGUUUGGUCGUUACUUGAGUUGGUAUAACUAGAGAAGCAAGCAGUCGGCAACAUUCAACUUAAUUUUAUGCCAGAAUAUCCCUUUAAUCUUGGUUAAACAGAGUUUAACUCUGUGAUUAAAUAAUUUCUAGACAAGAAAAAGUCCAAGCCCAGUUGUCUCCUACUUCUCUCAGAUGCGUUCAGUUGAUCGGGUGUUUAAGUUCAUCGACCUGCCGACAGAGGAGCCGCUGCCGGGGAAAUCCGGUGGGAAAGGAGGCCCCGACCUCGUCAUCAACAACCCACACGCCCACGACUGCUGGCCCAACCGCGGCCAGAUGGACGUUCAGGGUCUGACUGUCAAAUACACCGAGGCUGGACGGGCUGUCCUCAGUGACAUCUCCUUCUCUGUGGACGGAGGACAGAGUGUAAGUCUCUUCUCCUUUAAGUUCCUUACAUUGAUUUUCGUUUCCUCAAACUCAUAGAAUCACCUUUACCUGCAACAUACACACCUGGAUUUACAUAAAUGUCUCCUGAGGAGGACUGAGGAGCUCUGGCAGCUGUGGCUAAAACAGUUUCAGUCUGGAUUUGAGUUUGGAGUAAAUCUUUUUCUGCUGCUGCCUGUGGAGAGAGUCAGUAGUUUCUCCUCCUAAUGAAUUCUGGAAGACAGCAGAGCUCAAUAAGUGUCUGCACUUCAGCCUCAUCCCAUCAGCUUCUCUAUGGCCUCUCCAUAAACAGGCUAAUCAACCAGGAUAGAGAUUUGGAUAGAGAGCCUUAAAAGUUAAUCGCAGUAGAACAGAUGCAGCACAUUGUGUCUGCGUGCAUCAUAUGUAUAAAUCAUACAAACUACAGUUCUGCUUGUGUCUGUGUGUGUCUGUGUGUGUGUGUAGAUAGGUCUGCUGGGUCGGACAGGUUCAGGGAAGAGCACCCUGCUCUCUGCUCUGCUGCGUCUCGCCUCCACUGACGGAGAAAUCUUGAUUGACGGCGUCUCCUGGAGCUCCGUCUCCCUGCACACGUGGAGGAAGGCGUUUGGAGUGGUGCCGCAGGUACGCCUGACAGACUCAAAAUAAUCAAAGUACAUUUAUGAUAAAUGUAAUAUCUGUUGAAGGGCAAUGAGAUGGUGAGGGGGAUUUUGUCUAUUUUGAACAGAAAGUCUUCAUCCUGACGGGGACGUUCCGCAUGAAUCUGGACCCUCAUGGACGUUACAGUGAUGAGGAGCUUUGGAGGGUAGCAGAGGAGGUGAGGCGCCGUCUUAAAUUGUCCCUUUAAUUUGUUUUUUUUUUUCUCUGUUUUGCUCUGGAGACAGGAGGUAUAGCAUGCUUUGGUAAAUCACAGGUAAUUGCACUGAGAGGUCACAUGCAUCAGUUUUGAUUUAAACACUCACUGAGAUAAAAUGUUGUAGGAGCAGUUUUGAUUCUUCAAAUUUUCCACAGGUGGGCCUGAAGUCGGUUAUCGAGCAGUUUCCAGACAAGCUGGACUUCCAGCUCGAGGACGGAGGCAACGUGUUGAGCAACGGACACAAACAGCUGCUUUGUCUCGCCCGCUCAAUCCUCAGCAAGGCUCGCAUCCUCCUGCUGGACGAACCCUCCGCUUACCUGGACCCCAUGUCAGUAUUAAACCCCAAACACUCACAUCUGCGUGUUUGUUUAUAUGUGUGUGUAGGGCUGGGCGAUAAAACGAAAAUUUACAGAUACCAAAAUUUAUGACAAUAACCCACGUCAUUUUGCCCACGUCAAUUUAUUCAGUGUCAAAAAAUAAAUCAAAGUUGGUUUUGGAUGUGUUUAGGUAGACUAUGGUCUCAUGUCCCUUUAAGACGCUGUUGUAUGUCAAGACGUGACUCCACCUCAUCUAGUCUGUCACAAAGAGGAAAAGACAGGUGAGGAGAUGGAGGACGGUUCAAAAGUUGUAGCAGCUGAAGUAGACAAAGUUAAUGUGGGAGGGGGUGAGCAGCUUGUGGAGUAGUUAUCGUCCAUUUAUCAUUAUCGAGGUGAACUGAUCAAUAUAUCGUGAUAUUGAUUUGAUGCCAUAUCGCCCAGCCCUAUAUGUGUGUGUGUAACUUAAGGCUCACCAUUAGCCUAAAAGAAGUGGUCACAAAAGUUGAACAUAUGAUCUGCUGCGAUUUAGAUGUGACCAAGGCUCCUCAGAUUCUGGAUCAUCACUGUUUGGUGUCAGGUUUCUUUCAUUACUCUGAUCAUAUAAAUAACUAUUUUCUUAAAGUGUCGGCCUCCUGCACUGGGUUGAACACACUGUCUCUGAAGGUCUGUCAGAAAUAACAGGACCUUACUUACUCUUCAUUUAAGCCCUUUCUUAAAAGUACAGUCCCCCAGAUCCUAACUUGAAGUUGCUCCCUCAGGAGAGGAGCUUUACAUUGGUGGACUCUGCCUCCAUGUCUACUCUUAGUUAUUUUUUAAGUGCAUGAAGUAACCCUGCUCUCUCAGAUUGCACCUUUUUGAGGGUUAACAGGGAACUCUAUCACGGUCCUUGCUGCACCCACAAACACAGCUGAAGCUUGAAAGUGAUCAAAGUUUUUGUUUGUACUUUCUCUGUGUUUGUGGCACCCUGAGAUCCCGGUGCAGCUGAGGCAGCAUGUGUGCCGCUCCUGUCACUGCAUAUGGGGACAAUCUAGGGUACUUAUAGUAAAUGUGACUGUGUGUGUGUGUGUGUGUGUGUGUGUGUGUGUGUGUGUGUGUGUUGAGGGGGAGUUCCUUGAUUGUAAAUGAAGCCUAUAAUGACCAAUCUAGUUUAAUGCUGCCUGCUCUUUUAUGUUUACUUCAGCAGGAGCGGAUCGCUCAGCUAAUGUAACAGCAGCAGAGAGAGACGAGCUUUGAUGAUGAUGAUGAUGAUGAUGAUGAUGAUGUUAAUGAUGAUGAGGAUUACGUGUGUUUGUGUGUGUUUACAUGUGCGAGCAGAACGUUACAGGUCCUGAGGAAGACGCUGAAGCACGCCUUCUCUGGCUGCACCGUCAUCCUGUCUGAACACAGAGUGGAGCCCCUGCUGGAGUGUCAAUCAUUCCUGGUGAGUUACGGAUUAUAUUUUGGAUUAUACCUGUGCUCUCCGGGAUGAUUCAGACAGAAUAUGGGUGCUGGAACUUUUGUUGGCGGUGGUGAUGUUUCAGUGUGGGUCUGCGUCUGUGUGUUGGAUUGUUUGAGCCAUGAGGGUUUGUGUUGGGACAAGCAGCGAGCGUGACAGCAGCAUAGGGGAAGUGACCUCAACGAUACUUUAACCAGGACGAGGACAAACCUGCGUAUUUAUAUGUCUGGUAUAUGAAGAUAUAAGAGUUUUUUGUGGAGUAAAUCCUGCAGAAAACAGCUGUGGGUGAUGUAGAAAUGGUGUUAUCUUAUUUGUCCAGCAGAGGGCACUGUGAAUCAGUAGUUUGGAGUCCUCCCAGCACUUCUCUGACGUUAAUAAUUUAUAUCAAAGCUGACUAACCGAUUAGUCUACAGGAAAGAAAAAAUGCAGUUUAUUUAAAGGGAUAUUCUGGCAUAAAUUUAAGUAAUGGUCAAACGCACCAUAACACCAAGUAAGACACCCCCCUUUGUAAGAUAAAUGUUGCCGACCGCUUGCUCCUCUAGUUAUACCAACGUUUGUAAAGACCGCACAAUAGCAAUACACAACGCUCUAUGUCUCCACAUGCAAACCUCAACCCAAAAGACACUCUAUAGCCACAAAUAAUGCUCAGAACAGCACCUAACUUCAUCAACAGGACAUAUAGGGUCCCAGCCAUAGUACUAGCCAUCAAACAUCUUUUUAGCUUCGCCUGGCAGAGUGCAGCGAAAAAUUUCUGAUUAUUACUUAACGGAAAAGCAAUUAGACCAAGAAGCUAAGGCAGAACUACUGCGUCUGCAGUGCACAUACAAGAUACACAAGAACUCUGAUUGCAUUUUCAUGAAAGUAAUAAUCGGAAAUGUUCUUCCUUGAGCUGCGAAACUCCGUUGCACUCUGUGAUUGACUCGUCAGGGCUCCCUCCACAAACAAGCAGCUGCUGGAGGAGAGUGGGUGAGUUGUGUUUAGUCUCUUUGCUAAAGAAAACAGGCAAAGAUAAAAAGAUGUUUGAUGGCUAGUACUAUGGUUGGGAUAUCAGCUGUUGUUAUGGAUGAUAAAGGAGAAAAAGAAAACUAUUUCUAAGAAACUGAAGACAGAAUGAACAUCAUUCAACUAACUAACCUGGAGAUUAGUCAGCUCGGUUUGGAGAUUUUUGCUUUUUUGAAAUCUAUUUCAGACCAAGCACCACAGCAAGCAAACUCCGCUCUGGUGAAGGGACCUCAACCCACAUGUUUUCAAAACUUCUAACAAACUUAAACACAUAUUAAGAGACGAUUUAAUACAGUUUAAAUAUGGUUCCAACAGACCGAAACUUAACCUGCCGUCACAUCUCUGUUUCCUCUGAAAUUGUCCUCUUAUAUAAGAUUUCUGCAGUUUCAUAUUACUGAUAACACAACGAUGCAGUCUGUACCACACACACACACACACACACACACACGCACACACACACACACACGUUGUUCGUUGGUGGGCUGUGGUUGUAAAGUGGACCUAAUGUUGCUCAGCACUGAGGAAGGUUCACUUUGAUCUGUGCAAUCCCCCCCAUGAUUAUUUAUCUUCCUCUUGAUAAGUUUUUGCUGCUUUACUUUAAUCUGAAAAACACCAUAAAUUCAAGAAAACACAAAAUCUGAACUCAUCUCACAAACUUCUCCACCCUCUCCUUCCUGCAGAUGAUCGAGGGCAGCUCCAUGAAGAGCUACGACUCCAUCCAGAAGCUUCUGAAUGAGACGAGUCACCUGAAACAGGCCAUGAGCCCUGCUGACCGGCUCCGCCUCUUCCCCAACCUUCACCGCCUGAACUCCAGCAAGAGAGCGCCGCAGCAGGCCGCCAAGAUCACAUCCCUGCCGGAGGAAGCCGAGGACGAAGUCCAGGACACUCGCCUCUAACCGGCCAGACACACACUAACAUGUAACAAACACAGACAAGAACAGCAUUCACUUCUAUGUUUUAACGCUUCAAAAACUUUCAAAAACGGAGCCACCUUCAACCAUAAUUAUCUUUACAAUUCACUAAAAACCUUGGCCAAGAUGUCAAAGCAACCCUCAUACAGACACGGCCAAUCAAACUGAAGUAAAUUACCUUUAAAGACACGAGCAGGGGGAUGACACAAAGAGCUGACACGAUUCAAAAAACGCACAUUUGCUGCUACUCAUGACAUUUAUUACCAGAAAUUUACAGUUAGUGAAGGAUGCUUAGCACACUUUCAUUAAAAAGUCAUGUUUUUAAUUGUUUGCAUGUUGACAGACCCAGUGGUUAAACCUUAGAUAAGUUAAAUUUUAAAGCAUAUGACGUUCAUGAGCUGCAGGAGAAAAGAAGAAAAGAAUUCUGUUUUUAUCCCCAAAGAAAAAAAGAAUUCUGUCUUUAUAUCUCAGAAUUCUCAAUACUUAAAACAUUUCUAUUUUCAGAAUUCUGGGAAAAAUGUCAAUAUCCUGAGAAAAAAAAAUAUACACACACACUUUUUGAUAGUGGCCCUAAUCCUCUUCCAUACAAAAGCCUCCUUAAUAAAAUAAAUAAUGACAAAUUCUGGUGCAAAUAUCGGUAUUAGCACAUCCUAGAAAGCAUAAACAUAGAUUUUAAAUGUCAAACUGAAAGAAAUGUUAAAGUCUGUAAGCCUUACAGGACACACACACAAACAACCACACACAUUUAAAGGGACAGUGGAGCUGUUGGCUGGCACAUUUAACCAGAUCUGACUCAAAAAACUCUAAUUUUUCUAUCUGAAUGCACUUUAGAAACAGCCUGAGGUACUCAUCAGCUUGCAAAGCGAGGAAAAGUCAAAUGAUUGAAUGCUGUACAGGUGUUUUUUUUCUUUUUUCUUUUUAAUUUCUCCAUAAAAUCAAGUAUAGGUUCAGUAGAGUCAUAACAAAUAAUCUUUUUUACCUUAAAUGUUCUGUCUCUGUUUCUUGAUGAAUUUUUAAAAAAGCCAGUAAUUCAUCAAAAACAGGAUUUUCCGGAGUAGUGCGAAUACUAAACAUGUUCUUUUUUUUUAACAGUUUUCCAUGUUGUAUCUUUACUUCCCUCAGAAACUGGAAACCAUUUUAACUCUCUCUCUCUAAUUCACUUUAUUUUCUUUGGGUGAGGGAAACGUGUGUUGCUUCUUUCAUACUGAACAAUAGUUUUGUAAAGCAGUGAUGCAGAAAUUUAAGGUACUGUGGAGAAAUGCCUCGAUAUCUUAACUGUGAUGAAUUUUUUUUACAAAGUAAAUUAAGAAGAAAGCUGUUUCUUACUCAUAGGAAAGGGACGCAGAUGUCCAAAAAAUGUAUAAAUGUAUUUGUUCAAUCAUCUAUAUUUCCAGUAAAACUAAAGAUUUUGAGAAUUUCAGCGUGCUUGUGUCAUUUGUUACUAAAUAAUUGGGUUUUUAAUCUGUGCUAAAUAAACAAAUACAAUACAAAUACCAAUCAGUUAGGGCUGGGCGAUAUGGCCUCAAUUCAAUAUCACAAUAUAUUUACGUUGAUAACAAUAAAUGGACGAGAACUUCUCCACAAGCCGCUCACCCCCUCCCACAUUAACUUUGUCUACUUCAGCUGCUACAACUUUUGAACCGUCCUCCAUCUCCUCACCUGUCUUGAUGGGGUGGAGUCACAUCUCUGACAUAGGACAGCGUCUUAAAGGGACAUGAAUUUCAAACGUAUUUAAAUAAAAUAAAUAUAAUAUUAAAAAAAUAAUAUUGAAAAAUAAAAAUAUCAAAAAUAUUUUAAAAAAAUUAAAUAUUGAAAUUUCCCUUCAGGGAUGAAUAAAGUUAUUUUUAUUCUAAUGAGCCUACCUACACACAUCCAAAAUCAACUUUUAUUUAUAUACAUUUUUGACACCAAAUAUAUUGACAUGGGCAAAAUGAAGUUGGUUAUUGUCCUAAAUUUUGGUAUCAGUAAAUUUUCGGUGUAUCGUCCAGCCCUAUAGUUAGUCCAGGCAGGUCACAUGGUCAAGCUCCUUAGUAUUCCAUGUAAGCACAUGGAGGGACAGGGAGCUCUCCGAACAGAGGUGCAUGAAAAUAGUUCAUGCUGACUAAAGUAGUCCUGUCUUCGAUCGUCUUUUGGGACUUGUUGAAGUCCUGUGGUUCAUCAAAAAUCAACAAAUCCAGAAGAAAAGAAACAGAAAGAGUCAGAAUGGGAUUUUUAUCAGUGUCAUUUUUAAUGUUUGUGCUUGAAAGACAAUUCUUUAAACUUCAAACAGCUAUCGUACAGAUCAAAAUCAUAGGUUGACUAAAAUCUCUCCUGUACAUAUGUAUAGAUAUAUUUAUAUUUAUAUAUAAACAAUGUCCGCUUGUAACAACACUUGUCCUUUCAAAGUAAAGACAUAGAAGAAACACAGUGAUAAUGGAAAGCAAAAUAGAGAGAGAGAGAGAGGAUGAGUGACUCCUUCAGGCUCAGCUGGGGUUGAAUUGAACAUGACUCAGGUGGGUCAAAGGUGGGCUCUAAAGUAUUUAUUAUGGCUUACAGUUGAUUGAGGACAUCCUGUGUUUAUACAGUUCUAUUACUUAUUGCCACAGCGCCUUCACUUUGAAACAAGUGACGGGUUCAGAACCAAACUAGUUUUACAAACACUAUGUACAAGUUCUCUUUUUUUUUCAGCAGUUUCUGGUUAAGGUUUCAUCACUGUACAAGCGUCAUAACCACGUACACCAAUCUAUAGAGCAUUUAAACUUACUAAUUCUUAUUUACAAAUAUAUUUGGUAAAACCCUGAUUAAUUUCAACAGUAUUUAAACCAACCUUGCAACUAUUUAAAGAUUAAACACUUGAAUAUCUCAAAAUACUUAAUAGCAAAAACAACAAAAAGAAAAAAAAAAACAGAAAAUAAAACCUGCUCGUCUCUUUCUUUGAUCCAGAAACACUUUUCACUGGAAGGUAACACCUGUAAGUACCUUCAGUUACUCUUCAAUGGCCUUAUACCAGAAGGAUGAGGACAGUAUUUCACUUUAAGUUAAUGCAAACACUGUGCCAGUGCUGACUCUGAGGCAGUUUCAACCACUUUAUACUGUUUUUUUCAUCAACUCUGACACGCUUUCUUGUCCACUGAACACAUAGACUGUAUAUACUCUGGACGACUUGGCCCCGCCUUCCAUCAUUACACAAAUCUAAAGCCAAACUGCUCUCCGUAUUUCCAGGAUUUCCUCCACUUCCUGGAACCACCACUUGCGAAUUAGUGUUGUACGCAUUCGGCGGGAGAGUCACAGACGAGCCCUCGGAUGAUCUACCCAAUCUUUGUACAGCUAUAGGCUGUAUCAACUGUCAAUCAGAGAAAACAUGAACCCCUAAUAACUUAAAAAUGGAGCUGCACAGAAAAAGGGGACUACACAUCAACAUCGCAACCAGGGGUAGGGCUGGGCGAUAUGGCCUCAAAUCAAUAUCACGAUAUAUUGAUCAGUUCACCUCAAUAACGAUAAAUGGACGAUAACUACUCCACAAGCUGCUCACCCCCUCCCACAUCAACUUCGUCUACUUCAGCCGCUACAACUCCUCACUCGUCUUUCGCUCUUUGUUACGAACUGGAUGAGGUGGAGUAGCAUCUCCAACCUACACACAUCCAAAACCAACUUUCAUUUAUCUUUUUAACACCAAAUAUAUUAUAUAAUAUAUUGACUUGGGCAAACAACAUUGGUUAUUGUUGUAAAUUUUGAUAUCGGUAAAUUUUCGGUUUAUCACCCAGCCCUAACCAGGGGGAGAACAAUUUAUUUUCUGUGUAAUUAAUUUCCAAAGUUUGUCCACAGCUCCUUUUAAGUUUGCUCGAUUUUUGACCUAUACUGCAGCCCGUCACCAGUGGGUGCUGUUCUCGCGGAGGCUUCACGACGUCCGUUCUAUACACAGUCUAUGUUUGAACACUGUCGGGUUAAAACGCUGGAAUAAGGCGACAGGAAAGUAACCUGCUGCAUUACCUUCUGUCUUUUUUUCCCCACGUUAAUUCUCACCAAAACCAAACAAUCAAAUACUUCAAAUACUGUAAUAGAAUAAAACUAUGGUCCCCAAGUACACAACUGCAGUACAGUGUAACAAGUACAGAUAACAAGUACAAAUACUAAGAGUCAAAGGUCGUCAGGUACCUAGUCUUUACAUCAUGGAGGGAGGUUUCACAGCGGAAUUAUGGGAAAGAAAGGGGAGGGGGCUGAGGGAGGAGAUUAUUAUUUGUUGUUGUUGUUUUCAUGCAGAUCUCUGUGGAGGAUCCAGAUGUCCUCGUGUGAUUGGUUGUUGUCAUUGAUGCUGUUGCGGUAGUAGUUGUUGUUGCUGCUGCCGGAUGGGGGGGCCUGCUUUGUUCUGCUGCUGCUGCUGCUGUUGUUGGUUGAGGAUCUGCCGCGGCUCGGGGGCGUCUGGGUUCGGCAGGGGCUUCUGCUGCUGCUGCUGCUGUUGUUGUUGCUGCUGGUGGCAGCAGGAGAAGCUCGUGUCUGCUGCCCCCUGCUGCUCGGGACAGGGAGCUGCGAUUUGGCGCGGGAGCUGGGACGUCGAUCGCUGCUUUGGACGGCUGCUUGGCUGGAGCUGCGGACGGACUGAUUGGUCUGUGGAAAGAAAUGAGACAUAGGUGAGCGAAAGUCAAUUUGAUCACUACCAUACACACUUCCCAUAUAUACUGUAUUUUUCGCACUUAACAUCCUUUUGGCUUGUCGGAGCACUGCAGCUACUCUAGCUUCGCGGAGUUAUUGAAUGAGUUCAAUAAAGUUUGACUUAUCUGACUGUUUUGUUUGGCUUAAUGCGCUUUAUAAUCUGGUGCGCCUUAUGUAUAAAAAGAGACGUGUUCAUUAAUGGUGCGACUUGUAAUCAGGUGCGCCUUAUGGUGCGAAAAAUACGGUAUGUUGUCACUGAUGCCUGCGCUACUCUGUGCUGCAUGUCUUUGCUGCUGCUCUCCCUGCCUUGGCUUUUCAUGUACGCAGAUAAGAAUAAUAAGAACAUGAAUAAGAAGAACUUAAUUGAUCGCGGGAGGGAAAUUUAAAUAAAUAAAAUUUAAAAAAAAUUAAAAAAUAAAAUAAAUAAUUAAUUAUAAAAGUUAAAUUAAAAAUAAUUAUAAAAAAAUGCAAUAUAAAAAUAAAAUAAAAUAAAAAUAAAAAAAUAAAAUUCAAAUGAUCAUUUCUAUUAUAAAUCAACUUCACCAUUUUCCUGAAGCUCCAUAAUUUACUGUAGCAAGGUAACAACAAAGUUUAAAAGGCUGUCCGGCUAGCUCACAGAGUUGAUAAGCUAAACCCUGACUACAAUCAAACCUGCGCAGUCCUGACACUACAAACACGCACGGGUUAUUUAUAUGUGAGGUAACACGACCUGAACCACAGACACAUUAUUAGGAGUUUCCAAAACAAACACAAACAUUCAUUUCAAAUCUGAGUCACCACUUUGUGGUUCCUAAUGGAGCGAUAAUGACAGUAGAUUAGAGGAGAGUGUUUUUUUUUUUUCAGAGCACAAAAGAAAUCAUGAAAAAUAGCUGCUGAAAACAAAAAAACAAGUUCAGCAGGAGAAAUGAUUUAUGCAGUCUUUAUGUCAGACCACACUUAUUUAGGUACAUAGAAUUAUUAUUCACUUAUACGCUGAGCGACCAGUUGUUCAUUUGAUACUGGAAUAUUUCCUCAUCUUACCGUCUGUGGUUGCUGCUGGAUGGCGGUUUCCUGCUUGGCCUGGCAGGGGGGCGUGGCUUCACUGGGAGAGCUGGAGAACAGGAUCAGGUCGUCUUUGGCUCGAGAGAUCUACAGAAAGCGCAAACGUGAGUGAUGGCGGAGCCUGUGGAGAAUCUGUUCGCAUAUGAGAGGUGGGAGACACAUCAUAGUGAACCCUCCUUUGAAUGCCAAACUAAUACUUUAGUCUGAGUUAAAUUUAUAACAACACUAACGCUUCAUCUUUAAACUGACUUUACAUCUUUAGUAAGGUGGAAACAAACUUCAGGAAUAAGUUUCAACAGCUCAGGAGGUACUUGAAGGUCGGAAUCAUUAUGAUUAUGACUGCGCAGUGACUCACAUACAAGAACAAGACAGUCUAAAUUUAGAGGAAUGACUGCGAUGAAUUAGAGUUGAGCAUGAGUCAAAACAGUGAGGUCAAAGCAGAACGUCAGAGAGAGGCAUCUGAUCACAUCAUUGUUUUCUGAGAAGGUUUAUCUUAAACUCUGGAGACAGAGGAACACGCUGGAAGUCAGAGACCUGUCUUUUUUAUUGAUAUAAGAAUGAAGGGGAACUGGAUAUAGUACAUUUACAAUAAAAUGGGAUCUAUAAAGACCCCCUUUAGUUGUUCCUGUCUCGUACUGAGUAAACGGACUCGCUGUACCUUGCUGAUGUCGGGCUCAGACUUGCUGGAGCACAUGGUCUGCAGCUCUCUGAUCAGAUCGGUCUCGUCGUCAGAGAACACGCUCAUACCAACAGGCUCCCUGCAGACACAAAUACGACACAGUUAGAGUCCAGAUUGAGCUUUUAAUACAGAGUUCUACUUCCUUGACUGUUUGCAGAAUCUGUAUCUAAGCAAUAGAACUGAGACAAAUCAUUGAUCUUUGAUUUUUAGUUACUAUGAGAAAAAAAAUUGAAUCAGUAAACUUUUUUUUAUUGCUUAAAAUUCUUCUUCUUUAAUUUACUUAGAAAGUUUCCAUGUCCUUUCUCCAAAACAAUCGCAAUGAUAAAAGUAAAACCAGCUUUCAUGUAUUUUUAAAAAAGUUUGAUUGAUGAAAAUGUUGAAUUAUGAAGUGUUUUUUGUUUUUUUAUCCAUAUACCCUAGUUUAUAUUUAAGAAGGGUCCACACUGAACAAACACUUCUACCUCCUACAGGUGAAACUAUCACCAACCUUUGGACUUUGCCGUUGGGGAUGAAACUGACAUCAGUGCUGGACAGAGAACCUGCAACAGAAAAGUUUGAUGAACUAGAGUUGUCUAAAUCCGAUCUAAUCCACUUUAUUUAUCUUACACAUUUAAAAAAAUCAAUCAAGUUUAGCAAAGUGCUUCACAGUGCAGUAGAAUAAGUUAAAACACACGGAACAUAGAUGGUCAUCUGAGAAUAAAAAAGAAUUUAAAAAAAGAAAUCAUAAUAAAACCACAUAAAAACACUUUAAAAGAUAAAUAAUGGAGAAAUAAAAUAGAAUACAAACUACAAAGGUAAACCAUGAGGAUCCUUAUUCUUAAUUUAAGUCAAAAGAAGACUGCUUUUCAAUAAGAGUGUGUGUUAGCCUGUUAAACAACGCCCCCUUGUGGACAGAGGAUGCCCUCAUUCUGUUCGCUCCAUACUUGAGGCUAAAGAGUAAAAUUGAACCUGAAUCAAAGAAAAUGUUUUCGUGUGGCUGAUCAAAUCAAAUCUCUGCUCCACCCUCUGUUUUCUCACCCUCUCUGAAGGAGCCGCCGCUGCUCCAAUUUAAGGCGGGGCUUCCUUUCUUCCGAGGGCUGGUAUUGGAUCGUCUCAGCUUCCCACCGUCCCGUCCUCUCCUCCCUCCUCCACCUCCGCCUCCACCGUUUCCUCUGUAGGAGCUGAUGGCUGACAGAGGGAAGGCCCCGCCCCUAAACUCCAGCAGGUACCUGUCAAUCUCUGCGGGAAACGAGAGAAAAAUCAACAUUUAAUCAGGAGAUUUAUUCUAAGUUUUACAGCCUAAUGUCACAUCAGUUAAUGAAGCACACCAACACACACCGUGUCGAGGCAGAGGGCAUCCUGGGAGUACAGCCUUGUUGACCAGGAUGCUGAGGGCGGCCUUCACUACAGCCUGCUGCCCGGCACUCAGCCCACAGUUGCUAGGAGACGGUCUCUGUGAGGACGGUGACGAAGGAGAGGAGGAGGAAGAGGAACGCUUGGCUGUUACCCGGGAGAUGAUGGCUUCUUCCACACGAGGGACGACCACGGCGUUCCAGAGCCGAGACAGCCACCUAAACAAACACACACGGAUUUAAGUCAUGGCAUUUGCUGCUUUUCCUGCUGCUAUGACAACAUCAUCAGCCAAUCAGAAAUCAUCUUUUUAACAUCAUGAUUCACACCUGACAACUGCCACGGUGUUGUUUUGGACUACAGGACAGGACAGGAAGAGCUGCGGGCCCAGCAAAGCCUCAUGGGUACCGAGGCGGGACAAACAGGCGUUAAGCUGCUGCCAAACCUGGGUCACCCACAACACCGACUGCUCCGUGACGCUUUCAGGUGACCAGACUUCCAUCCCCGUCUGUGGGAGAGGUAGACGCUAAGGUAUAAAAAAACUACAUCCUCUUCAGAUUCUUAUUCAACAGUACUACACCUCUCUCUGACCUUAUGAAGCAGCUUCCGGCGGAGGUGCCGUCCCAGCAUGCCAUGCAGCGGCUCCUGGUCCCAGCGGAGCGUCACCCAGCGGAAAUGCUGCUGGAGGCGGAGCUCUGACCCCUGCAGGCGGGGCUUCGACAGCGUGGCAAUCAGGAAGCUGCUGUCACAGAAAUGGUGGGGACCUGAGGGAGGAACAAGGGCAGGGAGAGAGGACCGAGUGAAGGAGAGUCGAGAAUGAGAUGACUCAGGAUGUCAAAAGUUUCAUCAUAUAGAGACGGUUCUCCAAAGUCCAGUACACACAUACGAGAUGUUACCAAAAAGGCAUUUUAUCAUUUGAAGAACAUCUCCAGAGUGCGCCAGUUUGUCUCUCAAGCCAAUGCAGAGACUCUUCUUCAUGCUGUUAUCACCUGUAGAAUUGACUAUUGCAACGCUCUCCUCCCUGGACUUCCUAAAAAGAACAUUUCACAUCUUCACGCAUGCUGACGAAGACCAGGAAGAGAGAUCACAUCACUCCAAUCUUAAAAUCUCUGCGUUGGUUACCUGUGUCUUUUAGAGUAGAUUUAAGGUUCUUUUAUUAGUUUGUAAAGCUCUUCAUGGUCUUGGUCCUUCUUAUUUGCAGAUUAGAGCCCUCAGGUCUUCAGGUCUUUUAAUUGUUCCCAAAGUAAAAACUAAAACAUACGGGGAAUCAUCGUUCCAACAUUACGGUCCCCAUCUGUGGAACAGCCUACCUGCAGACCUGAGAGCGACACCUACUGUUCAUAUUUUUAAAAGUCAACUAAACACCGACCUUUUUAGUCUGGCUUUUAGUUAAAUUUUGUUUAAAUCUCUUAAUCUGCAUUACGUGAUUGUACUUUUUACCCAAUUCUAUGUUUAAUCACCUCUUUUUUGAUUUACUUUCUUUUAUUGUUUGAUUUGUAGACUGUUUUAUUUAUUUAACUUUUAACGCUUUAUCACCUUUAUUAUAUUUUAUCAUGGUUUAAUCGUUUUAGUCCUUGAUCCAGCGUUUCCUCAGACAUCUGUGGUGAGUUGAAGAGUCCUCACCUGGUCUUUUGCGUACGUAUCUGUGUGUGUGAGUGCUGUAUGUGUUGAAUGAGGGCUGGGAGGGUGGGUGGGGUUUAGUAUUUGUAUUUUUAUUUAUUCAUUUUAUUGUUUUUAAUAUCCUGCUUGAAUGGACAGAACUUUGUGCUACAUUAUAUGUAUGAAAAGUGCUUUAAAAAUAAAGUUUGAUUGAUUGAUUGAUUUAACAUGACAAGCUGAUCUUAAAGUGCAUACAAAUGAUGUUUCAGUUAAGAGAGGAGAUUUUCUGGUUUAUUUAAAGGAUUGUGAUUUAUUAACAGCUGACAACAUGAAUAAAAAAAGUUCUACUGUACAUGUCAAGUUUUUUUUUAAACAAACAGACUUUAAAGUGUGAAUUUAAAUAAGAUUACAGGUCCAAGUCUGGCUGCAGCGACUCUCACCCGUGUUGAGAAGCAGCGGUGACGCAGAGCUUCGGUUGUCUAGACUGUGGCAGAGGUCUCCCAGUAGACCUGUUAGAGACGCAGCUUUCUCCAGUCCCUCUAGCAGCACAACCACACAGUGAGAGCCUCGCACAUCCACCCCCGACCCCACUGCUGGCACCAGAAAACCUGGAAUUACAUCAAAAUGAAAACUUAUAAGAGUGUCAACACCUAUAUAUGGAUGUAUUGUAUUUAUUAUGGAUGUUUUAUUGUCCCUGAAUCCAAUACAUGCUUCCACUCUUCUCUUAAAAAACCCAAUAAGACUGUGUUUCUUUAACUUGUGUUACCUGGCAACCGUGACUAGGAGGGGGGGCUUUGGAUUGACCAGGUUCGGGUUGGUUUCAGCUCAAAAUGUGUGAAUGAAUACUACUAAAAAAAAUCCCAGAGCAGCUGCUGUGUAAGCCUGCAGUAUGUUCAGUUGGCUGUAUGGUUGUCUCUGUCAGUGUGUGUUUGGAUCCUGGGUACAUGUGUUAGUGUGUGUGUGUGUGUGUCCCUACCACAGGUGAUGAAGGUGUCCAGCAGCUGCUCUUUACACAGGCUCUCCUCCACCUCCACCCGCACCACGUCACAACCGAGCCCUGCAGCCUCCUGCUUUGACUGGAGAAAAGGGAGGAGAGAGAGAGAGGAGGGAGAUGAUGAGCAAAGAGAGAGGCAAGACGGGAGCACGUCGUCAUGGAAACAAAAAGAAAUCUACUACUACUAUGCGCCGAGAGAAAUGGAGCAAGAGCAGAAUUUGAAUGAGCAGAAAGGGCUUUUCCAGGCGCGUCGCUGCCACCGAGAAUACAGAGAGGCUGCAGUGGAUGGAGACG